Molecule: messenger RNA, 1083 nt
Organism: Trichomonas vaginalis G3
Lineage: Eukaryota; Parabasalia; Trichomonadida; Trichomonadidae
Product: IS204/IS1001/IS1096/IS116 transposases DDE domain-containing protein
Exons: 1
Coding region: 1-1083 (360 amino acids)
Source: RefSeq, a predicted model, not a curated record
AUGAAGAAAGAUACAUUUUUAAGCACUGAUUCGCAUUAUAAUGUUGGCAGAAAUGCUACAGCGUGCCAAAGUUUAAUGAUGGACAACCGUGGAAAAGUUGUUGGUGAAACAACUGUUAUAAAAAAGAGCUCUGGAGGAGACUUUGAAGGCCCAUCCAACAUGAUGGAAACAGAAUGUACAAAGAGGAUGAUGUCAAAUUUUGACUUUACAAAUGUUUCCACAGUGGUUCAUGACAAUGACAAUAAAACGAAAGCCAUCAUCCAGCAAUAUGCUCCGAAUGCUAAAAUUACACUUGAUCCUCGUCAUUGUGUACGUGCAGUUGGCAGAGCUUUCGAAAAGCUUGAAAAUGGUGGAUAUAAAGAAGCAGCAGGAAAAGAAACUGUUAAUCAACAGAAAGAAAGUGAAUCACAGCCAGCAUUCCCAAUCAAAUCUAAAGCAGAAGAGCCGAAGAAACGUGGAAGACCAUUAAAACACCAAGAAAAAGUAUUUCAUCAGAUAUAUUCGAAAGUUAUUAAGUGGUUCACUUUUAUUAUCAUGCUUCCAAUUGAAACAACGAAAAAAAUUUUCCUAUGGAAGAAUACAUUAAAUCAUUUUAUCGGAAGGCAUGAAAAUUGCCUUCACGAAAAAGACAAAGAAUAUCCUGUGUUUCAGCCACUUACAAAACCUGAUUUAGCGAAGCAAUUUCAACGUUUUACAGAUGAUGCCGCAAAGUUGAUUCCAGAAAUUGAUCCUAAUGCUCAAACACAACAAAAUGAAUCGAUACAUCACUCAAUGCUUACUCAGUGUCCCAAAGGAAACAACGCAAAAUCGUUUGAAAUGCGUACGGCUGUUACAAUUUUACAAAAAAACGAAGGAGAGAAAUGCAAACAAGAAAUAUACAAUCGUGUCAAUAAUUACCAAAUAUCUCCUUCAAUCCGCGAACUCCAAAAACUUGAAUAUGAGAAAAAUAAAUCCAGAAAUCAAAAGAAAGCUACACCAGAAACAAGAAAAGAGAUCAACAAGGCAAGAAAUGCAAAAAGAUUUCCUAAGGAUAACCCUACAGGUGAUUACAGAGGAGGAAAGUGGACCCCACAAGAUAUCUAA